Molecule: messenger RNA, 1074 nt
Organism: Adineta steineri
Lineage: Eukaryota; Metazoa; Rotifera; Eurotatoria; Adinetida; Adinetidae
Source: the annotation of a GenBank genome assembly
AUGUUCACACAAUCGUAUCAAUGGACUCUAUCUUCUGCACCUUGUAAUCAGGCUGCUAUUUCGAACCAAUCGCCUCUAUUAGAAAACGGAGCUGGCUAUCUUAGUUGUGUUACUACUUCUGGUUCUUGCGGCGGUUACACUCCUUUAAACAUUGGUGAAUAUUGUACUGAUUUCAGUACCUUGCUUGGUUCAAGUUCAGGCCAAAUUUCAGCAAUUGAAAGUAUUGCAGCUGGUUCGCAGUUUUGUGUGGCGUUCCAAAGUGGAAAUUGGAUAGGGAUACAAGUUUCUGGAACGUAUACAAUCGGUGCACUCUGGUCAAUCGGAACGUGUGUCAAUUUAACAGUCAGGUCGAAUGGAGUGAUUAAUACGCCACCAGUUGUUACAAUUAUUUCACCUAUUCGAGUACCAGUUAAUAGCGUAAUUCGUAUACCAAUUCCGACAAUUGAUGCCGACAAUGAUUUUAUACGAUGUCGUUUUGCGAAUAAAACGUCUACUUUUGACGAGUGUGGUGGUGUCUGUCAAACGGUAUCAAGCGCUACACUUGACCAUGAUGAUUGUGUGUUAACAUUUAAUAGUACAGGCACUAAGGUAGGAGAAUAUUAUGCAAUGGCCUUAAUGAUUGAAGAUUUUGCUACACUAUCAACGCCGACACCGUUUAGCAGUGUUCCUCUACAAUUUUUAAUCACUAUUGUAAGCACACCUGUUUGCCCAUUAAAACCGACGAUUAGUUCGACAUUAUCACCAUGCACAGCUAUUGAAGUCGGAGUUCAAUUUAAUUAUACAUUGAGCAUUUCACAAGGGUGUAACGGAACUACAGUGACAGAUCUGUUUACCAUGCCACCACUGUAUAUGUAUAAAGGAAAUAUAACACGAGUUGGAGCGACCAAUGUUUGGACAAUAACUGAAACAUGGACGCCAAAAAUCUCACAAAUCGGAUCUCAGGUAUAUUGUGCCUUAGCCACAGACAGUGCCGGUAUUCAGUCAGACCAAUACUGUCUUACAUUCACAGUAGUUCCUGCUGGUCAAACUUCUUUGUGUCCAGGUGUAACUACUUCCACUAUAUCUACAACGUAA